AUGGCGAAAAAGAACAACAAAAAGAGCUCUAGUCCUGCUCCAAAGGAUAGUAAAGACAAGAAGUCGAAGUCGAAGGCAUCUUCCCCAGCUCCAGUUCCAGAAACCAAGGAUAAGAAACCCAAACGCGGUCAAAGAAACGAUGAUCCUGCAUUCAAGGCCAACAGAGCAAAAGUGACAUCAGAAACUAAUUGGACCGGUAAGUUACCACAUACUCUAUUACAUGAAAAUUGUCAGAAACGCAAGUGGAAUAAGAUCAAUUAUGAUAUGAAAAAAAUCGGUUCUAAAGGUUUUGUUGCUAUACCAAUUAUAUCAUAUACAGAUCCCAAGACAAAGGAAACUAUAGAUUUAAAGAUGAAUGAUCCAACUCUUGAUAAAUCAAUUGUUACACCCCAAGAAACUCCCGUCGAGGCAAGACAUAUCGCUGCCACAGUGGCAUUGUUUAGAAUUGCAUACAAUACAAAUUUACAAAUGAUGCUACCUCCAAACCAUAGGAAUAUAUGGUAUUCUCUUGUUGAUUUUAGAAAGGAAUUACUAAAGGAUGAUCCUAAGAAAUGUAAUAAGCUAUUUGACAUAGAUCCAUUCAAGACUGUUGUAGAAGAAAGGAAACUGAAAGCCCAAAAGGAUAAAGAACGUGACGCCAGAUUACAACAAGCUGAAAAGAUUCAAAAUGCACCAAUUGUUAUCUCAAAUUUAUCCACGGACCACACAGAGAAUAAGAAACAUAGUAGUCAAAAAACGAAUAAGGUGACAAAGGGUCAUCAUGAGCAUAAACCUCAGAAACGGUCUCUGGUUAGAUUUCCUAGGAAAGCAUGGGAAAGGGCAAUAUUUGUUGACCUUGAUGAAAAGUCGAGGCAGUUAAUGGAAAACUCCAUCAAAAUAAGCAUUGAUUGGAACAGUAAAAGAGUUCAGGAAGAGAAAAGUAUAAUUUCAAAAAGUCUGGAUCAUGAAAGAAAAAUACUGAAGGAAAAACUUAUAAAGUUGAAAUUCAGACCCGCUCAUGUUGAAGAGGCAAUGUGUUACAAGGACCCCUUAUCAUUCUUACUACUCAAUUUACCAGAAGAUGAUUUACCACCUUUCUUUCAUAAAAGGCUAGAAGAUUCUAAGAAUAAAGUAACAAUAUCUUCUUUGCCGUUAGCUAAACGAAUGAUAAUUGAAAGGUUGACUGAAAGUGGUGUGUCUGAAGAAGAAGCGUUAUUUGCAUUAGACUCAGCUGAAAUGAAAGAAAAUAUCGCUGCUGGUAUCCUUACAGAAGAUCUCUUCCCUAAACUAAAGCAAAACAAAGAUAGUAUCAUAGUGAACGAACAAGAAUCAGUUGAGUUAUGGAAUCAAGAAGUAGAAAGUCUUGAAAGUAUCUACGGGAAUAUUAUAGAAAUUCUUGAACCAAAUAACUGUUAUACAAUCAAGCUACUAGAGAAAUCAAAAUUGAAAUUGAAAGUUUAUAGAACAGAAAAUUAUCCAAGUACUAUUCCGGGUAUUAUUAUUUCAACUUUUGAUAAGAACUAUAAAUUACCGAAUUAUAUCAAGAAACAGAUAUUGGUUAAAUUACUUGGAUAUGUUUAUGAUACCAAUCUACUAGGUGACAUGUUGAUUUUCCACAUUUAUGAGUGGUUGCAAGAAAACUUGGAAGCCAUCAUAGACAAUCCUGGGCCGCUUAUUUCUGACACUGAGUUAUUGGAGUCAGCUAAAAAUCACAGUAACCAUACUCGUGAACAGUCAUCUAAUAAAACUAAUAACGAUAAAUCAAAUAAUAACAAAAACAAGUAUUCCAGAACUAAGGACCAGGUUGAAGAGAUAAAAACGGCGUACGAUAAUAGAAUCCAAAGUCAGGACUACAAGAAUAUGAUAAAGGUGAGAUCUGCACUGCCGGCUUGGCAAAUGCAAAAUAUAAUUAUUGAUCUAGUUUUCAGGAAUGAUGUAGUAUUGAUUACUGGUGAAACAGGGUCUGGGAAAUCAACACAAGUGGUCCAAUUCUUGCUAGAUCAUUUACAGAAAGAUUUGGGAGAUUUUAAGGAUACUAGUAUUAUUUGUACCCAACCAAGAAGAAUUUCGGCAAUCGGAUUGGCCGAUCGUGUUUCUGAUGAACGUUGUGUCUCAUGCGGUGACGAAGUCGGGUAUGUUAUUAGAGGGAUGAAUAAAACUAACAAAAAUACAAGGAUUAAAUUCAUGACUACAGGUGUUUUAGUACGUAUUUUACAAAGUGACAAAACUUUAUUGAAAAAUUGUAUUGUAGUAAUUGAUGAAGUUCAUGAAAGAUCAAUUGACACAGAUUUGGUUGUUACUUUAUUGAAAAAUUUAUUGAAUAAGGUCCCUGGGUUGAAGAUUGUCUUAAUGAGUGCUACUGUUAAUGUUGAUCUGUUCAAAAGAUUCUUUCCAAAAUUAGGGACAUGUCACAUAGAAGGGAGAACCUUUCCUAUUAAAGAUUAUUUCCUUGAUGAUAUCUUGGAAGAAUUGGACUUUAAAAUUAAAAGAGAGAAGUUAUCGUCAUAUGAAGAUGAAAUGAGUGAUAGCGGAACUGAUGAUUUAUAUCUGAAACCGGGAGCAAAUUCAAAAUUUUUUAGAGAGGGUAAAAUCAAUUAUGAUUUAUUAGCUCAGACAGUUAUUUAUGUCGAUCGAAAAUUAACUAGAGAAGAUAACGAUGGGUCUAUUAUCAUAUUUUUACCUGGUGUUGCUGAAAUAAACAAGUGUUGUGAUUUAAUCAGACCCUUAGAUGUUGCUAAUAACUUUGUUGUGUUGCCUUUACAUUCUGCAUUAACACCGGACGACCAGAAACGUGUUUUCAAAAGAUACAACUCAAAGAGGAAAAUCGUGGUAUCUACUAAUAUUGCUGAGACAUCUAUUACAAUCGAUGACUGUGUGGCCACAAUCGAUACAGGUCGCGCAAAGACUACGUAUUACAAUCCAAGAGAGAAUACUACAAAAUUGAUAGAAUCCUUUAUUUCCAAAGCUGAGUCGAAGCAGCGUCGAGGUCGUGCCGGUAGAGUAAGAAAUGGGUUAUCUUUUAAAUUAUACUCAAAGCAACUGUACGAAGAAACUAUGAUUUCUAUGCCCGCUCCGGAAAUUAAACGUGUAGCUCUAGAAUCACUUUAUUUAUCUGUAAAAGCUAUGGGGAUUAGAAAUGUAAAACAAUUUCUGGCCAGUGGAUUAGAUCCUCCUCCAUUGAAUGCCCUAGAUAAAGCAGAAAGGAUGUUGACUACAGUUGGUUUAUUGAACACGUUUGACAAAUCUUUAUCCGAGUUGGGUAAAUUUAUUAGCUUAUUGCCGGUUAUGGAUAGCAAGCAUGGAAAAUUACUGAUUUAUUCAAUUAUUUUUGGUUGUUGUGAUAUCGGUAUAUUGCUUGUUUCAAUUUUAAGCGUUGGCUCUUCACCUUUUAUCGGUGGGAUGGAAAAUCGUGAUAGAAUCAAACAUUUGUUAUCAACCUAUGAAAAUCGUGGUGACUUACUUGCAACAGCAGAAAUUAUCUGUCAAUAUUUGAAAUUAACUGACAGAAACGAACGAGGUAAGUUUUUAAGAGGUCACUUCUUAUCAUAUAAUAAGGUUUCAGAGAUAUUGUCGUCUAUUACCCAGUAUACAUCAAUUCUGAAAGAUGUUGGGUUCUUACCGUGGAAUUACAAAGUCGGUUCAUCAAGUAAUUUGAAUAGAAAUGAAAAUAAUAUAAGCAUUUUGACAUCGAUUCUGACGGGUGCCUUCUAUCCUAACGUAGCUCGAGUUCAAUUACCUGAAGCUAAAUAUUUAGCAACAAGUUCAGGUGCUAUCGAAAAGGAUCCAGAAGCUAGAUCGAUUAAAUAUUGGAUUAGAAGUGAAGAAUAUCAAGAUAAGUUGAACGAAAUGAGUGAAAGCCAGGAAAAAGAGAAACUAGAAGUUUCAUCUGAAAUGUUGCCCCUUCCAGCUACAAGGACUUUUAUUCAUCCUUCUUCAGUAAUGUUUAAUUCCAAUACGGUGAAUUCUGAAGAUGUUCAAUUUUUAACAGAUUCUGCCGAACCAGCUUUGAAAAAAUAUAGCAAGAAUCCGAUUUUGAGGACACCAUUUAUAGUGUUCAAUUCAUCCCAUAUGACCACUAAGCUAUAUUUAAGAGAUAUUACACCAACUUCGACUCUGUCAUUAUUGCUAUUUGGUGGACCUAUAACUUAUGACGUUGAUGGAGAAAUACAUUCUCCUGGUAUUGUAGUUGAUAAUUGGCUCCCUAUCAGAACUUGGUGUAAGAAUGGUGUUCUGAUAAAAGAAUUAAGGACCUUGUUAGACAAUGCAAUUAAAGCGAUUUUGGAAAAUCCCAGAUACGUUGAAAAAUCUUUCGAUGCUGGCUCAACUAAAGAGACGAUUGAUGUUUUGAAAAUUGUUGAAAGAAUUGUUUGUAUAGAAUAG
Messenger RNA from Naumovozyma dairenensis CBS 421, 4359 nucleotides. Its product is annotated as RNA helicase. Gene Ontology annotation, molecular function: ATP binding; protein binding; RNA binding. NCBI's taxonomy places the organism in Eukaryota, Fungi, Ascomycota, Saccharomycetes, Saccharomycetales, Saccharomycetaceae. Gene Ontology annotation, cellular component: intracellular anatomical structure. The transcript has a single exon. The record is from RefSeq and is a predicted model, not a curated record. The coding region runs from base 1 to 4359 and encodes 1452 amino acids.